AUGGCACAAGCUCUUCUGCAAUCGCUGCGCUCCCUCCGUAGCACGGAGGUGGUGAAAAACCUCUCGGAGUGGCAUCACAACCUUAUGGGCUACAGGAAGAUGGGCCUGCGGUACGACGACCUGAUUCCUGAGGAGAACGACCUUGUGCAAACCGCCCUCAGCCGUCUUCCGCCCAAGGAGCACUACGACCGUAUUUUCCGUCACAGGAGGGCAAUCAACCUCAGUGCUCAGCACGCGCAGUUGGAGGCGAACGAGUGGACAACGGCUGCUCAGGACGUUCCAUACUUGACGCCCUUGAUCAAGCAAGUCGAGAACGAGAUUGCCACUAAGGAAUACUUUGACACCCUUACCACCAUCCCCGCCGCCCUAAAGAAGCGUAACCACAGCACUGCAUAA
Molecule: messenger RNA, 396 nt
Organism: Fimicolochytrium jonesii
Lineage: Eukaryota; Fungi; Chytridiomycota; Chytridiomycetes; Spizellomycetales; Powellomycetaceae
Product: cytochrome b-c1 complex subunit 7
Exons: 4
Coding region: 1-396 (131 amino acids)
Biological process (GO): mitochondrial electron transport, ubiquinol to cytochrome c
Source: RefSeq, a predicted model, not a curated record